Molecule: messenger RNA, 1766 nt
Organism: Dendroctonus ponderosae (mountain pine beetle)
Lineage: Eukaryota; Metazoa; Arthropoda; Insecta; Coleoptera; Curculionidae
Product: UDP-glycosyltransferase UGT5
Exons: 3
Coding region: 114-1685 (523 amino acids)
Molecular function (GO): UDP-glycosyltransferase activity
Source: RefSeq, a predicted model, not a curated record
CAAACACUUAAUUCCCACUAUCUGCGAGACGGCGCUACUCAAACCGCCAUGGCAUCAUUUAAAUAAAACCUAAAAGAGCGUGGACUCCUCUACCGGCAUAUUUCGGGUGAAUUAUGAAAGUUUUAUUGUUAAUUUGUUGUUGUUUAGUGCUGCUGACCGAUGCUGAAAGUGCCCGCAUUCUCGGGAUCUUUCCAAUGGCCGGCACCAGCCACAACAUCCUCACUUCCAAGCUGAUGAGGGGUUUGGUGGCUGCUGGCCACGAUGUUACAAUGAUCAGUUGUUACCCCAUGAAAGAUGUACCGAAGAACGGAAAAUAUACCGAUAUUGUGCUGGACGGAUUUGCUGAGAGGCACUUUGAAAUGGUCUUCAAAAUGAAUUUAUUCGAAUUCCAAAACCAAGGAAUCUUGCAAGUGAUGUAUCACAUGUCCUACUUGACUAUUCGCGAUACUAAUGAUACGUUCCACCAUCCGAAAGUCAGACAACUGCUGGCUUCGAACCAGCAAUUCGACGCUGUUAUUGUGGAACAAUUCUGGAACGACGCUUUGAAGGUGUUUGCCCACAUCUACAGCUGUCCGUUGAUCGUUCUGAGCAGUAUGGGGCCGAACCCUUGGGUGAAUCCAACCGUUGGCAAUCCGCAGCCGGUCUCAUACGUGCCCCAUCUGCUGAGCGGGGACUUUUCCAGAGAUUUAUCCAUCUGGAACAGGGCCACUAACAUGGUUGCCUAUUUGCUGGAAUAUCUGGUUACUCAAUUCAUCACCUUGCCUGCCAAUGAGAAGAUCAUGCAUCAAGCCUUCCCUAACUCGCCGCCCCUGUACGACAUCUACACCAACGUGUCUUUGGUGCUGUUGAAUUCGCACACCAGUCUCUAUCCAGCGCUGCCAACUGUUCCCAAUAUGGUGGAAAUUGGAGGCUUCUUUGUCGAUCCUCCGAAGAAGCUCCCGGAUGAUAUCCAGACAUUCCUGGAUAGCGCCACUGAUGGCGCCAUCUACUUCAGCAUGGGCUCCAACUUGAAAAGCAAGGACAUACCACCAGAGAGGAGGCAAAUUCUGCUGAAUGUUCUGGGGAAAUUGAAAAUGAAGGUUCUGUGGAAGUUUGAGGAGGAUUUACCGGGGAGACCUGCAAAUGUGAUGAUUCGCAGCUGGUUGCCACAGCAGGACAUUUUGGCUCACCCCAAUAUAAAGCUCUUCAUAACGCAUGGAGGACUUCUGAGUACCACGGAAACUGUCUACCAUGGUGUCCCAAUUCUGGCACUUCCAGUGUUUGGAGAUCAAUCAUCCAAUGCGGAUCGAGCAGUUUACAACGGCUACGGGUUAAAGUUGCACUACAAUGAUCCAAACUUCAGCGAAGAACUGCUGGAGAAACUGAUCCUGGAAUUGUUGAAUAAUCCCAAGUAUCGGAAGAAUGUUCAGGAAAAAUCGAAGAUUUUCCACGAUCGCUCACAAAAACCCAUGGACACGGCGGUCUACUGGAUUGAGUACGUUAUUCGGCAUAAAGGAGCGCCUCAUUUAAGGGUGGCUGGAGUUAGGCUGCCUUGGUACAAAUAUUUUAUGCUGGAUGUGCUCGGUAUUGCAUUUUUCGGAUUAUUUGCAGCUGUUUUUGCUCUCAAGUCCCUUCUGGGUAGGCUGUGCCGUAGAAAAGGAAGACCAGUAGCGAGUAAGAAGGGAAAGAAAGUGAAAAAACAGUAAAAAUGCAAAUAACACAGUUGAAACGGUGAAAAAUAAAUCAAAUGGGAUCACAAGAAAAACCUUUGUGUUUUUAGAAGAAAA